UCAUCAUCAUCAUCCACGGGAGGCGUCAGUGCGCCGUGGCGGAGUCAGCCAACUUGUUUGUCCUCAGCAGACUUUCCCCACAGAACCGCAGCAGCGGCGGCGCGCAGUUUGGAGAGGGGUCUGGAGAGGGGUCGCUCUCCUCCACCUCCACGUCUCAACCCGAACCCAAAGACCCCUCGGAGACCCUCGUCCUUCCCCCUGGAGCAUGGCGCAGACUUCGGGACUGUUGGCGACUCGUGUGUCGUCGUCGUCGUUGUUGUUGGUGCUGCUGCUGCUGGUGGUUCUCUGCUCCGCGGCGGCAGGGACGCGCGGCAGCCGGCAGAGACGCUACUAUGUGGGAAUCGUCGAGGAGGAGUGGGACUAUGCUCCGAGUCGGAAGAAUCUGCUCAACGGCAACGACGUCGAGCGCGAUGAGCAUGCUUCCGUAUUCCUGGAAAGAGGACCCCAACGUAUUGGCAGCAUUUAUAAGAAGGCUAUGUUUCGGCUGUAUACAGAUGCCACAUACAGUGUUCAGGCUCCCAGACCUGAUUGGUUGGGCUUCCUGGGGCCCGUGCUACGAGCCGAGGUGGAUGACGUCAUCGUGGUCCACCUGAAGAACAGUGGGUCCAGGAACUAUUCUAUGCAUCCGCAUGGAGUUUUCUAUGAGAAGAAUACAGAGGGGGCGCUCUAUCCAGAUGGGACAUCUGGCAGGUUGAAGAUGGAUGACGCUGUUCCUCCGGGAGGCAGCUACACCUAUCGCUGGGAGGUCAGGCCAGAGUUUGCCCCCACAGAUGAUGAUGCUAACUGCCUCACCUGGGUUUACCACUCUCACGUGGAUGCUCCCAAGGACAUCUCCUCUGGACUUAUCGGGGCUCUGCUCACCUGCAAGAAAGGAACCUUGAAGGAGAUAAAGCCGGAAUCUGCCACAGCCUCGGCCCGCAGUGAUGUGGACAAGGAUGUCUUCUUGAUGUUCAACGUAGUGGAUGAGAACCUUAGUUGGUACCUGGAGGACAACAUCAAGAAACUCUCCGAUCCAGGGGGAGUGAAACAAGACGAUGACGACUUUAAGGAGUCAAACCUGAUGCACGCUAUUAACGGGUACAUGUUUGGUAACCUGCCCGGGAUUCAAUUGUGCCAGCACCGUGCGGUCGCCUGGCAUUUAUUUGGCAUGGGCAACGAGGUGGACAUCCACUCUGCCUUUUUCCAUGGCAAUACACUGCUAGACCGUGGCCACCGCACUGACGUCCUCAGCCUGUUCCCAGCCACGUUUGCUACCGCUGAGAUGAUCCCGAAAGCAAAAGGAAAGUGGCUGCUGACCUGUCAGGUUAAUGACCACUUGCAGGCUGGGAUGCAGGCCUUUUAUGAAGUGAAGUCAUGUGGCAGUGAGCCCAGCCCCACAGUGACGGGCGGUGUUGUGAGGAAUUACUACCUGGCAGCAGAGAAAGUCCUGUGGCACUAUGCUCCCUCUGAGAAGGAUCUGAUCAACAACGUGUCCCUUACUGAGGCCGACAGUGCAUCAGAGGUGUUUUUUGGCAGAGGUGGUGGAAGGAUCGGAGGUCAAUACCUAAAAGUGAUAUACAGAGAGUACACAGACAAUACCUUCACCAUCAUAAAAUCACCAUUACCCGAUGCUGGACAUUUAGGGAUCCUUGGUCCGGUCCUGAGGGCAGAGGAAGGCGACACUCUCAGAGUGACAUUCAUGAACAAGGCAGAUAGAAAUUACAGCAUUCAGCCUCAUGGCCUGCACUAUGACAAGCUCUCCCAGGGAAGCAGCUAUGAGGACGGUGUUGACAAGCUCGGCUCCCACGUUGGCCCAGGUGAGCAAUUCAACUACACCUGGCAGGUCCUGGAAGGUCCGUCUUCAUCGGAUUCCCCCUGUAUCCCCUACCUGUACUACUCUGCCACUGAUCCUGCCAUGGACACCAACUCUGGGCUCGUGGGACCUCUGCUUGUGUGCAAGAAAGGAACGCUGGGGGAGAGUGGAACUCAGAGAGGUGUGGAUAAGGAGUUCUUCCUUCUUUUUUCUGUGAUGGAUGAAAAUAUGAGCUGGUACCUGGAGGACAAUAUUGAGACAUACGGCAGCAAUGAGACAAAUCCAGAAGAAGAUGACUUUAUGGAGAGCAACAAGAUGCACGCUGUAAAUGGACACAUGUAUGGGAACCUUGCCGGACUGGAGAUGUGUGCCGGAGACAAAGUUUGGUGGUACACCUUCGGGCUCGGCACAGAGGUCGACAUCCAUGGUGUUUAUUUUGAAGGGAACACCUUCAAGAGGCAAAGCACAACACGGGACACCAUCAACCUGUUCCCUCACACCACUGCUGGUGUCACCAUGCAGCCCAACACCCCUGGUGUGUAUGAGGUGAGCUGCAGAGUAACAGACCACUACUCGGCUGGCAUGAGGCAGCAUUACAGAGUCAACUACUGCCCCAGACGCAAAGUGAAGCACACGCGCACACAGACGGAGCCGACCAAGAUCGUGCAGUAUUUUAUCAGUGCUGAAGAAGUAGAGUGGGACUACUCACCAGAGAGAGACUGGGAGCUGGAGAAACACCACACCACAUCGGAGGACAGCCCAGGCAAUAUUUUUGUGGCGAGAGGGACGAACAGAAUUGGCUCGCGCUACAAGAAGGUGGUGUACAGAGAAUACACAGAUGGCACCUUCAGAGUUCAGAAGAAGCGGCAGGCCAAUCAACAGCACCUAGGAAUUAUGGGUCCAAUAAUCAAAGCAGAAGUAGGAGAGCAGAUUGUGAUCGCUUUCAAGAACAAAGCCAGUCGCCAGUACUCCAUUGGUGCACAUGGAGUCAGGGCCAGUGGUGCACACAUUCCUGUCAAACCUGGUCACAUACUCGAGUUGACAUGGGAUGUUCCUAUAAGCUCUGGUCCAGGGGUCUCAGAUCCUAACUGCAUCUCUUACGCCUACUACUCCAACGUUGAUUUCAUUAAGGAUCUGUACAGUGGUCUUCUGGGGCCUCUGGUGAUAUGCAGGCCCGGGACUAUGCAGCGCGGUGAGGGGCCCGACAGACAGAGGGGCGACGUGGAGAAGGAGUUUGCUCUGCUCUUCAUAGUGUACGAUGAAAACCAGUCCUGGUACUUGGACGACAACAUCAGGACAUACCUCGGCGUUGAGCCUGACACCGUCACAAAAGAUGAAGAGUUUGAAGAGAGUAACAAAAUGCACGGGAUCAACGGUAAGCUGUACGGUAACCUCCAUGGACUGGUGAUGAUGCAGGGCCAGAAGGUCGACUGGUAUCUGCUGGGCAUGGGCAACGAAGUGGACAUGCACACCGUUCACUUCCACGCUGAGACUUUUACCUACAAGACAGACCGCGUCCACCGUGCAGACGUCUUUGACCUCUUCCCCGGGACGUUCCAGACUGUGGAGAUGGUGGCUGGGAUCCCAGGGACUUGGUUGCUCCACUGUCACGUGACCGAUCACAUCCACGCUGGCAUGGAGACCACUUUCACCAUCGAAGAAAACUCCUCACACGCACCAGAAAGUGAAGGCUCCAUGAAGACGCUGCUGCUCCUGCUCACACUCGGUCGAAUGGCCGUAGGUGACCAGCUCUGACACUGGACUGUGUCUGUUACCACCGCAAAGCAAUUAACAAGUCCAGGGACAAAAUCACUGUUGCGUAUUGUCAAAAAGAAGUUGAGAUCUCGACCUUAAAUACAUUAGCUACAAAAGGUAUGGACAGUAUAAAUAGUCCAGUUCAUGAUCGAAGUAACACAUAGAGAUACAAGACACACAGUCAGUAUGAAUCAUAAAAGCUGAUUGAAGUAUAUGAAAUGCUAUUAGAAGCUAGGCUGAUUGUUGUUAUGUUGAUUAUAAAAUGAAUGUAUUAACAUUAUGAUGAAUGAUCGAAGAAUGUGAAUAGAGUGUUAAACUCUAAUGUCCAUUUGUCAUGCGAAAUGAGGAAGUCAAGUCCGCUGGAAGAUGGCGAGUGAAAGUUUACGCAGUAUAAAUGGAGCGAAAAGCUCUCUGUGUGUGGGAGGAAGGUACAUCUAUUGGAAAGUGUCAGAGUUUUCUUCAGUCUUUCCGUGUUCACAGUAUAUAAACCAUAACGCGAAAUAGAUCGGGGUUAGUCUACGGAGCUCUUCCUAGGAUACGGAUGGAGGAUGUGAACUGCCAGUUACAAUCUACGGAGAAAAGACUGCGUUGCCAAAGGUUUCAAUAAAUAAUCUGACUGCAGAUAAAGGAAAGAUUGUGGUCACUGAGGUUUUAUACGAUAGUAAAAAGUUUGGAGUUUUGGAAUACAACGUCUUUAAGGUUUUUAUAGGUUGUUCUAGCCAACCAAAGCAACAGAUCCCUGGAACCUUAUUCCUGGUCACUAAUAUUUAUCCUAGCACCUAACAGGAGCCCAGAUCAUCCGAGGAGAGCUACCGUAAACGGACGUAGCAGACAGAGGUAGCCGACGCACAGGGCUGUUCGGCCGGCUGCACUGUCAAGCAGAGGCAGGUUAAACAUUCGGACGUAGGCAGUGAGAAGCUUGGCGAGUCUCCUCACCAGCAGCUUAAUCAGUACAGGGCACUUAUCGGGGUAAUACUCCAUAGGACCUGCACUCGGACCCUUUAAACAGAGAGCUGGACCAGUACCUCCUGUACAGGGGUUACUCGGGAUCUAACAGUAUGUGUUUGCUGGAGGAUAUAUGCACUGUAUGUAAAUAUCAAGGGAUGACUUUACAGCCAUGUCAAAAGUUCAAGAUCGUUGUAUUUCUUAGGGCUAAAAGAAACAUAUUUUUUAUUUUGUGGAUUGUCUCUAUGUCGUUCUGUUUUCUGAUAUGUUGCACUGUGUUUGAGCAAAGCACUGCUAUACCAAAUAUGUUGUUCCAGUUAUGAAUGCACAAUAAAGAAAAAAACAUUGCGAUA
This is a messenger RNA of Scophthalmus maximus (turbot), 4845 nucleotides long. It is a transcript of the gene hephl1b, whose product is annotated as hephaestin-like 1b. Gene Ontology annotation, biological process: iron ion transport. Gene Ontology annotation, cellular component: plasma membrane. NCBI's taxonomy places the organism in Eukaryota, Metazoa, Chordata, Actinopteri, Pleuronectiformes, Scophthalmidae. The transcript has 20 exons. The coding region runs from base 206 to 3547 and encodes 1113 amino acids. Gene Ontology annotation, molecular function: copper ion binding; ferroxidase activity. The record is from RefSeq and is a predicted model, not a curated record.